UAGAAAAUAUAAAGUUCUAAGUUCUAACGAUAAUUAGGGUAUAUCGUCCAAGGGGUUCAGCUGUGCGAGCGUCGAAGAAACCGAGAGUCGAGAGAUGGAUUCGUUCUCUUCUCCUUCAAGCGGCUCUUCUCAGCCUUCAGCAGAAGCCUUCAUGGAGCAACUUAAGACUCAACUUGCCCAGGCUUACGCAGAGGAGUUUCUCGAGACUGUAAGAGGAAAGUGCUUUGCAAAGUGUAUCACCAAACCCGGGACAAGCCUGAGUGGGAGUGAGAGUAGUUGCAUAUCUAGAUGCGUGGAUCGCUAUAUUGAAGCUACCGGUAUUGUUAGCCGAGCUCUUUUCAGUUCACCUCGCUAAUGUUUCAGGCUUUCGGCAGUUGCCUUUUGGAUUUGGGUAAUUUCAUGGUUGCAACAUUUUAUGGAUUUUGCUAGUUUGAGGGAGAAUGCAACGGAUUUUGUUUUCCCAUUAUUGGCAUGGACCAUAGUACUAUAGCCCAAUCACGAUACGCCAGCCUGAAGCGGUAAAUUUUGAUUUUUAGUAUUAUUGUUUGGCCUUCUAUUCUUGGUUGCUUAGCUAUCGCUCGACCAUCCGAGCCACAUUCUGUAUUACCAUUUCAUUGUCCUUUUUUACUUUAGGGCCCUUCUGUACUUGUAACCAAUCAAUCGAUAAUCAUCCAAACUA
This is a messenger RNA of Nelumbo nucifera (sacred lotus), 679 nucleotides long. RefSeq names its product translocase of the inner mitochondrial membrane 13 (gene TIM13). NCBI's taxonomy places the organism in Eukaryota, Viridiplantae, Streptophyta, Magnoliopsida, Proteales, Nelumbonaceae. The record is from RefSeq and is a predicted model, not a curated record.